AUGAGCCAUCAACCGGAAUACCCUUCGGCGGGUGCCGAACUUGAUGAUAUAGAUUCCAAUGCGAUUGGUCGCGCUCGCCCCCGCCGUCACGACGACGAGGAUGAUGGGUCUGAGACCUUUGAAGACGACGACAUUGAGAGUACAGUUGGCGCACCCACUAAUGGGCAGCAAAAACAUGAAGGACAUGGCGAGGAAGAGAUAGAGCUUCCUGCUCAUGCAUGCGCAUACUGCGGCAUCCAUAACCCGAGCAGUGUGGUCAAAUGUCUUUCUUGUAAUAAGUGGUUCUGCAGUGCACGUGGCAAUACCUCCUCCUCACAUAUCGUCAAUCAUCUUGUUAGGGCUCGUCAUAAAGAGGUUCAGUUGCACCCUGGCUCUUCUCUGGGUGAUACUAUCCUGGAAUGCUACAACUGUGGUACAAAGAACGUCUUUUUGCUCGGCUUCAUUCCCGCAAAGUCCGAUACCGUGGUUGUACUACUUUGCCGUCAACCAUGCGCUUCGAUGCCAUCUUCCAAGGACAUGAACUGGGACACUUCACGCUGGCAGCCCCUUAUUGAGGACCGUUCUUUUCUACCCUGGCUCGUUGGGGCACCAACCGAUCAGGAACAGCUCCGCGCACGCCACCUUAGCCCUCAGUUGAUUGCGAAGCUCGAGGAAAUGUGGAAAGAGAACUCCCAAGCGACUUUGGAGGAUCUGGAAAAAGCCACGGCUGUUGACGACGAGCCCGCGCCAGUCCUUCUGCGUUAUGAUGAUGCUUUCCAGUACCAGAAUAUUUUCGGACCGCUGGUCAAAAUCGAAGCCGACUAUGACCGUAAAUUGAAGGAAUCUCAAUCGCAAGACGGCUUGAUUGUCCGUUGGGAUCUAGGUCUCAACAAUAAGCAUCUUGCAAGCUUUGUUCUCCCCAAGCUUGAAUUGGGAGAUGUCAAGUUGGCUGUGGGUGACGAGAUGCGUCUCAAGUACAACGGUGAAUUGCGCCCUAAGUGGGAAGGUGUGGGAUAUGUGAUCAAGAUCCCCAACAAUCAAUCCGACGAAGUCACGAUCGAAUUGCGCGCCAAGGGAGACCACAAAUCAGUGCCCACCGAAUGCACACACAAUUUUAUGGCGGAUUACGUUUGGAAAUCCACGUCUUUCGACCGCAUGCAGUGUGCCAUGAAGACUUUUGCUGUUGACGAGCUCAGCGUCUCGGGUUAUAUUUUCCAUCGUCUUCUUGGUCAUGAGGUUGCAGCGGCUCCUAUGAAGACCCAGAUACCCAAAAAGUUCAGUGUUCCAGGUCUGCCCGAUCUGAACGGCAGUCAAAUCAACGCGGUCAAGAGUGUGCUUCAACGCCCACUUAGUCUGAUUCAAGGCCCCCCAGGAACCGGUAAGACUGUCACUUCGGCAACUAUCAUUUAUCACCUGGCCAAAAUCAACGGAGGCCAAGUCCUUGUUUGCGCUCCUUCCAACGUCGCUGUCGAUCAACUCUGUGAACGCAUCCACCUUACAGGACUCAAGACUGUGCGUGUCACUGCUAAAUCCCGUGAAGAUGUGGAGUCCGCCGUUGGAUUCCUUUCGCUGCACGAACAGGUUCGUAUGAAUGACAGCAACAUUGAGUUGGUCAAACUCAAUCAGCUAAAGGCUGAACUUGGCGAGCUAUCUAGCCAGGACGAGAAACGUUUGAAGCAGCUCACUCGCUCUGCUGAACGUGAAAUCUUGACCAAUGCGGACGUCAUUUGCUGCACUUGUGUUGGUGCCGGUGAUCCUCGUCUUUCCAAGGGCAAGUUCCGCACCGUUCUGAUUGACGAGUCCACACAAUCUGCCGAGCCCGAGUGCAUGAUUCCCUUGGUUUUGGGUUGCAAGCAAGUUGUCCUGGUCGGUGAUCACCAGCAACUGGGUCCCGUCAUUAUGAACAAGAAGGCUGCCAAAGCUGGUUUGAAUCAGUCUCUGUUUGAGCGCCUUGUUAUCCUCGGGUGCUCCCCCAUUCGGUUGAAUGUACAGUACCGUAUGCACCCGUGUCUUUCAGAGUUCCCAUCGAACAUGUUCUACGAGGGCUCGCUGCAGAAUGGUAUCACUAUCGCCGACCGUGUCCGCCGUGACGUUGAUUUCCCGUGGCCCAUCAUUGACGAUCCCAUGAUGUUCUGGUCAAACUUGGGCAACGAAGAAAUCUCCGCCUCUGGAACCUCUUAUCUCAACCGCACCGAAGCCACCAACGUUGAGAAAAUUGUGACACGCUUCUUCAAGGCUGGUGUGCAGCCCAGGGAUAUUGGUAUCAUCACCCCUUACGAAGGACAACGGAGCUACAUUGUCAGCUCGAUGCAAGCGAACGGUACUUUCAAGAAAGAGCACUACAAGGAGAUUGAAGUCGCCUCAGUUGAUGCCUUCCAGGGCCGAGAGAAGGAUUACAUCAUUCUCUCUUGUGUUCGUUCCAAUGACCACCAAGGUAUUGGUUUCCUGAGUGAUCCUCGUCGUCUCAACGUCGCUCUUACUCGUGCCCGAUAUGGUCUUGUCAUUCUGGGUAACCCUAAGGUGUUGUCGAAGCAUCCUUUGUGGAACUGCCUCUUGCAGCACUUCAAGGAACGCCACUGUCUGGUGGAAGGACCUUUGUCUAACCUUCAAGAAUCUCUGAUCCAAUUCAGCCGACCCAAACAGGCUUACAGAGGUCCUCAGCGUUUCCAAAUGUCUUUCAGUCAGACAUCAAACUCCCAAAACAGUGCAGUGAACGGUCGCAAUGGUCACCGCAAUGAUAACUAUGACUCUGGCUCUGUGGUUGGUUACAUUCCUGACGACGUUUCUUCGGUUCAUGGAUCCGCUGUUGGCGGUGUUGGCCUCCCCUCAGGCUACCCUCCGAUGUUCCAAAACUUUGGCGAGGCCUGGCCUGCUGUUUCUGGCAACCGCCGAGCCAACGGUGGCCGCGCCAAGGGAGCUCCAAGCGUGGCUGGAGAGUCCGUCGCUGCUACCGAGUCUGAUGUCACUAGCAGUGUCGCUGACGGGCGAAGCGUUGAUCAGGGUGGCGUGAGUCUUGCUGGCCUCAGUAUCAACGAUAUGAACAAGCAGCCGAGUCUCAGCCAGUCUGAUCGCCUGAAGCGCUACGUGGAAUCCGGUGGGCGCGAGCCUUACCGGGCCGGAGUUCCCGAUAACGGUAGCAUUUUCGGAGGUAGCUCUGCGAGCAUCCGUGUGACUCGCGGCGUGCCGGGUCAGGUCCCUCAGGAUGAUGACGACGCUCGCAGUGUGUCUACUGCUUUCGCCAGCCAGGUCGGCGGCAACUAUGACUGA
Penicillium brevicompactum is the source of this 3246-nucleotide messenger RNA. RefSeq names its product putative regulator of nonsense transcripts. Gene Ontology annotation, molecular function: ATP binding; RNA binding; RNA helicase activity. Gene Ontology annotation, cellular component: cytoplasm. NCBI's taxonomy places the organism in Eukaryota, Fungi, Ascomycota, Eurotiomycetes, Eurotiales, Aspergillaceae. The coding region runs from base 1 to 3246 and encodes 1081 amino acids. The record is from RefSeq and is a predicted model, not a curated record. The transcript is spliced from 2 exons. Gene Ontology annotation, biological process: nuclear-transcribed mRNA catabolic process, nonsense-mediated decay.